UCAUUUUUGCAAUUUAUUAGAGAAAAAGGAAAAGCGGCAGUGGUAUUUUGAGAAUGCAUUCGGUGAAGCUGGAAAGUAUUCUGCUGACCGUUGCAAUACUGGCACCGGUCGAAAUUUUUGCUCAAUCCUUGGAAACCGUGCCGCCGGGUUUCAUUAUCAGCGGCAACCAGAUAAUCGAUCCCGCUAAGGGUUCCAAGGUUCGCUUCUGGUGGGGUUACAAUGAAACCGACCCGUCCGAACUCUUCUUCGUUGUCAGUGCGAGGGCCAAGGGCUACGUUGGCAUCGGUUUCAACAACCGCGGCGGAAUGAAGGGCGCUGACAUGGUUCUUGGAUGGAUCACUUCUAAUGGCACCGUUAUAUUCGAGGACCGAUUUGGAAACACAGACUUUUCGGCGCCGGUCGUAGACAAGGAGCAGAACGUCAAGCUCGAGAUGGCCAAGGAAAAUGCGACCCACACGAUGUUCGCUUGGACCCGACCUGCGAAAACUUCCGACACUUCUGGCCAAGACUUGCAAAUCAACAAUGAAAUGAUUGAAGUUCUGUGGGCUUAUACCGACGAAGACCCUGUUGGAGCACCAGUCAUGCACACUGAGAGAGGACACAUGCAGCUGAAUCUUGUGGAAAAGCAUCCUACUUUAGGGAAACCUUGAGGAAAAUUGAAUUUCAUUCAUUUUUUGUCUUCAACGAGCAAAUGACGUGUUUCUCGGAAAAUAAGACUCGCGCGAAAAAUAGUUUUUCAAGGCAAAAAGACACGCUUUAAAUGUAUUUUUGGUUUGACGGAAUACUCAAAAAAAAUCUUUGGACCUCGUUUUAUGUCGUUUUCAACUCGCAAAUAGAUUACAAACCGAUAUAUGCGAGUAUGUGUUUUCAGGCUCAACUGAUAAAUUGACUACCACUUCUUGCUGAAAUAAUUUUUACAUUUCAAGUUCAAAUUGUGUGCACCUUAUCAAAAUAGCCUCCAUCUUUGUCAUUUGAAUAUGUUUAUUCAUGGGCUCUUGCUUGUUAUAGCAGAUAUUCUUGAAUCUGAUGCUACGGCUUAAAUCAUGAAUUGUUCUCAAUUUUCUUGGAAACGUGUUAAUUUAAAGCGGAAACUAUGAGGUGUACAGUACGCAUCCCCACCCGAAAAAUUGGCACGACUUUGCACAAGUUGCACAUGAUUUAAUGGAAAUUGUAAAUUGACGUUAAGUUGACACCCAGUAGAGCAGUUACACUUUUUCAAGAACUUAUUUUAACGUAAUUUUGCCAAUAAUGUACAAUAUUCUGAAGUAGCAAUGGCAUUUUUAGGCAGCGCAGAUACUCGGCGGAAUGCCGCAUAACGCGAUUUGUAAACUCUUUUCUUGUUGUGCAGAUGUCGUUUCCUUGUAACACGACAAAGGAAUGGCUUGCUUUCAGCAGUGGAUGUAUUCAAGUUUGAUCGUGUCGCUCAGACAUUCAGAGAUUUCAAAAGUGCUUUAUUUGCAAUUUAGUAUCGAAAUGAAGGAACAGGAACUUUUUAUUCCAUCAUCAUCUGACUCUAAAUUCCGUAGGUGCAACACAUCAGUGACUUUGUUCUGCAUAUAAUCACUCGACUGGCCGACAUUGUCUGCGAAGCAAGGACCGUGUUCUUGAUAAUAAACCUGCGGCUGAAGCAUU
Messenger RNA from Notodromas monacha, 1632 nucleotides. Lineage: Eukaryota; Metazoa; Arthropoda; Ostracoda; Podocopida; Cyprididae. The record is from the annotation of a GenBank genome assembly.